This is a messenger RNA of Schistosoma guineensis, 294 nucleotides long. Lineage: Eukaryota; Metazoa; Platyhelminthes; Trematoda; Strigeidida; Schistosomatidae. The record is from the annotation of a GenBank genome assembly.
AUGUUAAAUGGAUUAAUACGACCAAGCAAUAGAUUACUUUUUUUAAAAUUACCUAGACAGUUGGCAACAAAUACUGCUUUUCUGAAUACUGUGAUACUGGCUAGCUUUCAAGGAAUAUUACCUAGAUCCUUAGAUAUUAUAAUAGAUUUAACCAAUUUCCUAACAUUAAUUUGGUUUCGACGACAAAUUUAUCAAACAUCGAAAUAUAUUUUUUGGAAAAUUGUUGGUUACGGUGCUGGUGUAAAACAAGUCUUAAAACGUUUCAAUGAGCUUACCUAUUUAAUUAAAUCAUAA